AACCAAAUUUUAUAUUAGUUGCUCCAUCGCAGAUACAUAGUUAAGUACGCAGUAAAUCUAGUUUUAUGUAGGAGAAAUGUAAUGAUAAAUGUGUAAUUAAACAAUAAUAAGUCCGCCGGAUAUUGUGAUGUUACUAUUAAUUUGACAACUUACUAAAUCUAUGUGUUCUACAGAUAUAAAUGGGUCUAUAAAUAUGUUAUAAAUGUUGCUAAAAAUUGUUAAAACACUACAAUAGCUACAAUGAAAAAGUAACGUGUCAUUAGUGUAAAUUGUAAUAAAUCAUAAUGUUUUGCAGAUGUUUUAUGAUCGGUAUAACACCGAUCAUGCAUACAUACGUACAAUUGUGUAUUCAAUCGUUCCUAUCCGUUAGUCAGAUUAUUUCAGAUGAUCUACAUAGUCGCCCAUCUGUACAAGUGAGAUUGCAUGGUGAAGGAAUCAACAAAAUACAUGAACUUGACAAUGAAUACCGAUAAACUAAUUUCCCGAAUAAUAGUUUUUCUAUUUUGUUGUGAAAUUCCUCAUUUCGUAGAGAGUUUUAAGCCAAUUUCAAGAGCGUGCAUUCCAAAACCGAGACGUGGAACUGACCAGUACAUCGUGGGCUAUGGAUCCUUGAUGAGUACUCCUUCUAAAAGCCGGACAUAUCCGAACACUUUGGAAAAUAUACCCGUAACAGUGAAAGGAUUUUCUCGGAGUUGGAACUGUAAAGGAGUUUCUCCAACGCUCUCCACAACUUAUUUGGGCGCAAACUGGGAUCCGAAAAAAUCAUUCAACGCAGUUAUAUUCAAAUUAGCCAACAGUUCGGGUGCUGAUGCUGAAAAAGCACUCAACGAUUUCGACAGACGAGAAUCGUAUUAUUGCCGAAAAGAGGUACCAGUGAAAGACAUUCAGUUUUUUGGAGGAAUAAAAAAUGUAUCAUCUUCAGCAGCAAGAAAUUCGCAGUACUGGAUUUAUGUUACGAAACCCGAAUACACAGCUUUUCCGUCAAAGAACUACCCUAUUGUACAAUCCUACGUUGAUGUUUGGCUAAGUGGAUGUUUUGAAUUGGAGGAGAAAUUUGAUUUAGAAGGGUUCGCAAAGCAAUGCAUAGAAAGCACGCAAGGUUGGUCAAAUAAUUGGGUCAAUGACAGAAUAUAUCCGAGAAGACCGUUUUUCUAUCAGCCGAAUGCACUAACUAUUGACAGGCUGCUUAUGGAGACUAUUCCAUCCAAGUAUUCCAAGAUUAACAACGGUGGGAGAAUAAAUGUCGGAGAUGUUAAUGUUCUGCUUGCACUGUUUGGUUUGGUACGCUAUUUUUGUAGCCAGUUAUAAUAAUACCAAGAAGUUUCAGCAGUUAUUUUAAUUCCAUUGUUGUUAAAAUUGUGUAAACUGUAUUUGAUAAAUGUUUGUGUCAUAAGACUUGAAGGUGUGCUUCAUUAUCAUUAAGUACAUAAGGUGGCAAUAAAGUCAUAAGUCUGUA
Folsomia candida is the source of this 1456-nucleotide messenger RNA. RefSeq lists its product as uncharacterized. The transcript has 2 exons. Lineage: Eukaryota; Metazoa; Arthropoda; Collembola; Entomobryomorpha; Isotomidae. Bases 424 to 1308 code for a protein of 294 amino acids. The record is from RefSeq and is a predicted model, not a curated record.